Messenger RNA from Didymodactylos carnosus, 1367 nucleotides. The record is from the annotation of a GenBank genome assembly. NCBI's taxonomy places the organism in Eukaryota, Metazoa, Rotifera, Eurotatoria, Philodinida, Philodinidae.
GUUCAAUGAGCUCCUGGCUCAUCUAAGGCCACGGGGGGAGUGUUAUGACAGUAGUCAUACUGUCAUAAGGACACGUAGGACGUAGUUCUAUGCUUAGACAUUCCGUUCUCAUUAUUGUUUAUUCUUAUAUGAUUCAGCAUUCCUUCUUAUCUCAUUGUUCUUCUUACUGAGUCACGAUCUCUCAUCAACUAUAAAUUAAUUUAGCUUCAAGAGCUUGAGAGCGCUUUUUUGUAAUUUCGAUUCUUCAAAUAAAAUACGGCAGGCCAGCAUGGUUUACCAUUGCCUUCCCUAGCGCAGUCCAAACGUAGUUGGUAAGAUCCACUACUGCUGCUGCCCGGUAGCUUCUGCGUACGUACAUUAGCCAUAGGGAUGCCCCUAAGUUUCUCUCUCAUACCAUGCAGAGGUUGUACGUUCCGACUUCAUGGGAGACGACCUGUAGUAAAAGUGAAAGAGUUUUUCUCUGAUUAUUUUAAGACGACAUGUAGUCGAUGAUCCCCAGUAAUGUGUUUUUCACGGUGAUAAUUCCGUUCUUUCUCAACACCAAAGUGGUAUUUGGAAUCAGUGGAAAAUUAUGCAUCGACUACAUGUCGUUUUAAAAUAAUCAGAGAAAAGCUCUUUCACUUUCCUUGAGGAUUACUACAGGUCGUAAAAGUCGAAUUUUGAAAAACUGAGUAAGCUGUCUCGUUAAGCAUGUCGAAUAACCCAGAAUCCCAUGAUUUUCAUCAAAAAAUAUUGAGAGCCCGAAAAUGAUCUUAUCCGUUCCUAUCCUUUACAAUCUGUUAUACCGUGUGUUUUUCUAUAUCGUAGUUCGUACAAUGAGUGAUUUAUGUCCAUUAACCGGGCAGAAAUGCGUCUUGAUAAGCGACAACGAAGCUUCUUUUAAAAAUGCUUUUCGAAAACAGUUUCCGUCGAUGAUUCAACUUCGAUGUCAUGUGCAUCUGUAUCGAAAUGUAUUCCGGCGGGCAUUAAAAUAUCGUUUAACGAAAGAAAAAACAACUAAAAAAAAACUUGAUGAACAAUCGAAUGAAUUAUCCGAUGAACAAAUAGAUUCUUUAUCGGAUGAACAAAUUGAUAUAAUGAUUUAUGGUUAUGAUUAUAUUUUUCGGGAACAUGAUUAUUGUUGUACAAAACAACCAUCAAAAUCAAUAACAACAACAUCAUCAUCGUCAGCAGAUCAAGUCGUGCUUUAUGUCUGUGAAACACGAAAAGCAAUGGCCCGUCCCUAUAUAAAUGAUAUUAAAUAUUUAUUAUCUUUAUUAUCUAUCGCAGCGUUUAAAUCUGAACUUAAGAUUAUUCAGCAAAAUUGGUCAUCAGAUUUUGUGGAAUAUUUUACUAUUAUAGGUAUAAAACUUACAAUUCUAGAUUAA